UUGUUUGAGUACGUCGUAGCGGAAGUGUGUUGACUGUCGACAGUUUUGUGGAGUUCUUGUUGUGUCUUGAAAGAGAGAGCUCUAACUUUAUGUUUGUGAUCGAUAAAUGAUCAGCUAAUUGAGCCAGAGGCAGAAUAUCAUCCGCAUAAAACCUAAUGGAGUUACGCAAUAUUUCUUUAACCUUUUGUUUUUUUGGUUUAGCUCUGUUCCUUCGCAUGGGAACACAAGGUUCAGCUUCAAUAUCAGGAAGGAUGCUCAGUUAUUCGGCAACAAACCAGACUUACCCUCAGGAUCAAGGCUUUCUAACUGUUCAUAAUGCUGCUCGUAAGGAGGUUGAUGUGCCGCCUAUGACUUGGAACUAUACGGUGGCCGCCUAUGCCGAAAGUUAUGCCUAUCAGAGGAGUACUGACUGCAGCCUCGUGCAUUCAGGAGGGCCUUAUGGUGAGAAUCUUGCAUGGAGCAUCGGUAACCUUUCUGUAUCUGAAGCUGUGAAUAUGUGGAUUGAUGAAAAGAGCAAUUAUGACUUGGAAUCUGGUUGGUGUGAUUUAGGCCAAGAAUGUGGCCAUUAUUUUCAAGUGAUUUGGCCUAAUUCAAUUCGUCUUGGAUGUGCAAAAGUAGGAUGCGAUAAUGGGGGAACUUUUAUUGUUUGCAAUUAUGACCCUCCCGCUAACAUCACUGGUGACCUUCCAACUGUUGCGAUUCAAUCCGAGUCAGCCCACGUCACAGUAGUAGCAUCGCCAAGCCCUAGUUCUGCAGCAGAAAGUUCAUUUAAUCAGUCGCAAGAUUCACCUCUAGACUACCUGAAUGUUCACAACGCAGCUCGUGCGGCGGUUGGUGUUCGGCCCAUGACUUGGGACAAUGUGGUGGCUGCAUACGCGUUGAACUAUUCCGACCAGAGGAGUGGUGACUGCAAUCUUGUGCCUUCAGGAGGGCCUUAUGGUGAGAAUCUUGCAGGGAGCAGCGGUAACCUUUCUGGAUCUGAGGCUGUCGGAAUGUGGAUUAAUGAGAAGGUCUAUUAUGACUGGAAAUCAAAUGCUUGCGCUCCAGGCCAGAUAUGUGGCCAUUACACUCAAGUGAUCUGGGCUAAUUCAAUUCGUCUUGGAUGUGCAAAAGUAAGAUGCUAUAAUGGGGGAACUUUUGUUAGUUGUAACUAUGAUCCCCCAGGUAACAUCAUUGGCAAGCGUCCAACUGAUGGGAACCAAUCUAUCAUUGAAGCAGUUGAGCCAAGCCCUGAUUCUGCGCCACAUAUCUUUCCUUUGAAAGAAGGAAAGGACAGGAAGGGAUUGGUGGUGGGGUUAAUUGUUGGAGCUUGUGCCUUGAUUUUAGGCCUAGGUUUCAUUUGGUUCGUUUUAUCAAGGGGAAAAAAACAGGAGGACAAAAUAGAUGAUCACAUAUCUGACGUGUUCUUUGGUGGUGAAUUUCAAAAUGGAAUGGCACCUAGGAAAUUUUCCUUGGUAGAAUUAGCUAAAGUGACAAGUAAUUUCAAGGGUGAAAAACUAGGAGACGGAGGGUUUGGUGCAGUUUAUAAAGGGUACUUGAGGGACUUGGAUGCCGAAGUUGCUGUUAAAAGGAUUUCAAAGGCCUCAAAGCAAGGAAUCAAGGAAUAUGCAUCUGAAGUGAAGAUCAUUAGCCGAUUGAGGCACAAGAAUCUGGUCAAGCUUAUUGGGUGGUGUCAUGAAAAAGGGGAACUGAUACUCGUUUACGAGUUCAUGGCUAAUGGCAGUCUAGAUUCUCAUCUUUUCAAAGGUAAGAGCUUGUUGACCUGGGUGGUGAGAUUUAAAAUUGUGCAGGACUUGUCAUCAGCUCUGUUCUAUCUACAUGAAGAAGGAGAUCAUUGUGUUCUACACAGGGAUAUCAAAACUAGCAAUAUUUUGUUGGAUUCUAGUUUCAAUGCUAAACUUGGGGAUUUCGGGUUAGCUAGGCUAGUUGAUCAUGCAAAAGGGUCACAAACCACCCAUUUAGCCGGAACCUUGGGCUAUAUGGCCCCUGAGUGUGUUUCUUCAGGAAAAGCUAGCAAGAAAUCAGAUGUAUACAGCUUUGGAAUUGUCGCAUUGGAACUGGCAUGCGGUAGAAGAUCAAUAGAGCCCAAAUAUGAAGAGUCCCAGGCCUCAUUGGUAGCCUGGGUGUGGGAUUCAUACGGAAACCAAAGGCUGCUUGAUGUGGCAGACCAGAAACUACGUCUGGACUUUGAUGCUAAACAGAUGGAAUGCUUGUUGAUGGUUGGACUGUGGUGUGUCCAUCCAGACCAGAAUUUAAGACCGUCAAUAAGGCAGGCAAUUCAGGUUCUUAAUUUUGAGGCACCAUUGCCAAAACUUCCAAGUACGAGGCCCACUCCCACGUAUGAUGUACCAAUGGCUUCUGGAAAUAGAGCAAGUGAGCCAUGUUUUUCUACUUUGAGUAUUACAGUCCCGCGUUGAAUUGAUCGUACGUGUUUGUAUAACCAAAUUUACAUGUUGCAAUCAUUUUUUUUUCCUUUUUUUUAAACUAGAGUUUGGUGGUACAAUUUUUUUUUUUACAAUUUUUAUGGUUAAUUAUCUUCAAUUGCAAAGGGCCAUAAAUACUUUUAGAUAAUAUUUUGGGUCAAUUGACGCCACUUUUUUUUUUUAAUUUAUAUAAGGUUUAAUUAAAUUUUUUAAGCUGGUCUAAUUGACAAGAAAUUGUGAAGAUAUACUAAUAGUUUGUAGAAGAAAUAAUGUUAUAGCAGGUAUUUAAUAAGGUUUAUAUUUGUUGUUUACAUUUAUUAUGUUUGUAACAAAUCAUGAUAUACCAAGUAUUUAAAAACGAUUAUAUAUAUUAUUGUAUUUA
This is a messenger RNA of Durio zibethinus, 2805 nucleotides long. Its product is annotated as L-type lectin-domain containing receptor kinase IX.1-like. Gene Ontology annotation, biological process: protein phosphorylation. The record is from RefSeq and is a predicted model, not a curated record. Gene Ontology annotation, cellular component: extracellular region. Gene Ontology annotation, molecular function: protein kinase activity; ATP binding. Lineage: Eukaryota; Viridiplantae; Streptophyta; Magnoliopsida; Malvales; Malvaceae.